AUGUCAUUUCAAAACAAAGUAUGUCAAAUUUAAAGCAAGAAAAUUGGUGGGAAACUCGUCAAUUGAUGAAUAUUUCUGAAACGUUUAGAAAUUUGAAAAGUUGUAAAUUUGAAAAUUUUAUUAAUCUUGCAAUAAUGGUUGAAUAGUGGGUCAAGAAUGUAAAUUAUUACGAAUUACGAAUUACAAGAGAUUCAGUCAAUUGAAUCACAAACAUUUACAUUUGGAGGUUUAAUAUAUAUCAAUUCGAUUUGGCAAGAUGAAAAUUCUAUCAAAUCGUGUGAGGUUAAUCAAAUUUUUCAAGUUCAAGAGUUACCCUGAUUUACAAGUGAAUUUACUAACAUGUUAUAAUAAAGAACUUAUACGACUUAUUAGGUAACGAUAUCGAAGAAGAUAACGUUCCUGUUGCUCCUGUUAGAGAAGUUGUUAAAAAAAACACUUCAUCAAAAAAAGCUGAUACUGCUCCACCAUCAGCUGAUCCAGCUAAAGCUAAAAAAAACAAAAAACCAGUUACUGGUAAUGAAGCUGCUUUAAAAAACAAAUCAGAUAAUAAAGAAAUUGCUGCUCCACAAUCAACUGCUACCAAACAUUAUAAAAAACCAUUUGAUCGUCAUUCAAGAACUGGUAAAACUGAUUCAAAAAAGAAAUUUCAACAAGGUUGGGGUGAAUCAGAUAAAAGAGAAUUAGAAGGAGAAGUUGAAGGCACUGAAGAUGCUGCUCAUGAUUUAGAAGCUGAAGCUGAAGAAAUUGAUUCAAGUGCUGAUGCAACUCCAAAGAAAACUUUUGAAGAAUAUUUAGCUGAACAAAAACAAAAACAACAAGAAUUAGAUGGUGCUAAAAAAAUUAGACAAGCUAAUGAAGGUGCCGCAGAGAAAUGGGAAUCUGAAGAAAAAAUUGAAAAACAAGAAGAAGUUUUCUUUGCUUCAACUGCUCAAAAGAAAACUAGAUCAAAACAAGCUAAAGAAAAGAAAUUUUUAGAAAUUGAAGCUUCAUUUGCUGAUGAAAAUGCUCCAUCAUUUAACAAAAACUCAAGAGGUGCUUUCAGAGGUGGUAGAGGUAAUUCAAGAGGUAAUUCAAGAGGUAACUCAAGAGGUAACUCAAGAGGUAAUUCAAGAGGUGGAAGAGGUGGUUUCAGAGGUGGUAAAUCUCAAGCUGAUAAACCAGAAGUUAACGAUAAAAACUUCCCAUCAUUGUAA
This is a messenger RNA of Insectozyma verbasci, 1193 nucleotides long. Lineage: Eukaryota; Fungi; Ascomycota; Pichiomycetes; Serinales; Debaryomycetaceae. The record is from the annotation of a GenBank genome assembly.